GAUCCGUCCCUAGCAACGGGUGGUGGGGAUCCGUCCCUAGCAACGGGUGGUGGGGAUCCGUCCCUAGCAACGGGUGGUGGGGAUCCGUCCCUAGCAACGGGUGGUGGGGAUCCGUCCCUAGCAACGGGUGGUGGGGAUCCGUCCCUGGCAACGGGUUGUGGGGAUCCGUCCCUAGCAACGGUUGGCGGCGCUGUCCCUAGCAACGGCCGCGACUCCAGAGGCCGGCGAUGGCCGGCGAUGGCGAUGAGAGCUCGGUCCUGCCCGAGAAAAUCCGCAGCAAGCGCAUCUUCAUCAACUACCUCGACUCGUUCGUGGCGCGCUACGUGGGCAAAUACUUCUCGAACGCUGUGGUUGGAUCGUCCCUUGAGGAUCAGCAUGAGGAUGAAGAACAAAAUGAGGAAGAGGCAACGUCUGCCAAAAGUGUUCAAGUGGUCAAGGGGAAGUAUCAAGUGGUGGGAACUCUGAAAAAUCCUGAAGAGAAGAAGCCUGAUUUUGCUUUUGAAGUCUUCACUUACGAUACACAUGACCAACUGUUCGAAUACCUUCAGGAGUGUGACAUCAUCAUUUACAACAUCACAGAAGCAUCUGAGCAAAUCGAUGAAGCCUCGUGGGCUGUUUCAGCACUUCAUUCAGAUUUAGAAAAUUUUGAGAGUCCAAAGAUAUUUAUUCUGCUAUCAACAAUAAUGACGUGGGCCCAAACUAAACCUGUUGAUCCUGAGGAUCCAGAGGCUGCAUUCACAGAGGAUGAUUAUCGCAAAAGGAAGUCCCAUACAAACUUUAAGGAUCACCUCAGCCUAGAGAAACUAGUUGUGAAAAAUGGAAAAACUAAAAAGAAAAAGUUUACCACCUAUGUUGUUGCUUCUGGAGUCGUGUAUGGAAUGGAUGAAAGCGUGUUUCAUUUCUUCUUCAAGGAGGCCUGGCUUGGGCUGAAUCCAACAAUACCUUGCUUUGGAGAUGGAAAAAAUGUAAUUCCAACCAUUCACGUGAAUGACUUAGCUAGCGUGUUACAAAAUAUAACGGAACAUAAACCGAAAACGUACUACAUUCUUGCAUUGGAUGAUUCAAAGCACACAUUGAAAGAGAUUGUCAAGGCAAUCAGUAAACUUGGACCAGGCAAGAUCCUGCACGUUCCAAAAGAAGAUGGCCUGCUGAAUAAUGAGUUAACUCAAUCAGAUUUCGAUCACCUGCUGGUGAAUUUGACAAUGGAGGCUUUCUUCAUCAAGGAGAACUUCAAUAUCCACUGGGUGGCUGAAUCUGGCAUUGUGGAAAACAUCCAGACCCUUUUCAAAGAAUUCAAGCAGUCUCGGGGACUUAUGCCAUUAAAAAUCGCUAUUUUUGGACCACCAGCAGUGGGGAAAACCUCAGUGGCGGAGAAGUUGGCCAAGCAUUACAAGCUGCACCACAUCAAAAUAAAAGACGUCAUCAAUGAGGCCAUAGCAGAUCUGGAAUUACGGAGUACACUACCUGAUUCUGAGGAAGUGGAAGAAGCUGAGGAAGAAGAUGAUGAAGGAGAAGUAGACGGUGAUCCCCAGGAACUCCUCGACCAAGUCAGAGAAAAUAUGGGCCAGUCUAGUGGACGCUUGGAUGACAUGUACAUCGUCAGGUUUAUAAAGAAGAAGCUGCUUUCUAUGCCUUGUCAAAACCAAGGUUUUAUUCUUGAUGGAUUUCCCAAGACAUAUUUACAAACCAAGGACCUCUUUGGUGCUGAAGAGGAGGAGGAAGAAGAGGGCGGCAUGAACAAAUUACCACAGUAUGACAAAGCAAUUACUCCUGAACACGUUUUUGCUUUGGACGUUUCUGAUGAGUUCCUGAAGCAACGCAUCUUGAAUCUGCCAGAGAGUGUCGUCAUUGGGACCCAUUACACACAAGAAAGGUUCUUGCGUCAUCUUGCCCAGUACAGGGAACAGAAUACAGAAGAUGAGACCCUCCUGAACUAUUUUGAUGAGAUUGAGAUUCAUCCAACUCAUAUUGAUGUUUCACAUGACAAUGAUGCAAAAAACAUGCCGGUGGUCCAACAGAUUAUUCAAAUGGUGGGCAAGGCCAAGAACUAUGGACCCACAGCUGAAGAACAGAAAGAGCUGCAGCGCAAGGAAGCAGACGAGCGUCUAGUCAGAGAAACUGCAGAACGCGUUGAGCAGGAGCGCAGAGAGGCAGAAGAGACUGCCGAAAAAUUAGCACGGUGGGAGGAGUGGAACAAGCGCCUGGAAGAGGUAAAGAAACAAGAGCAGGAGUUUCUUGAAGCACAUUCCAUCCCACUGCGAAAUUAUCUGAUGCAACAUGUCAUGCCUACGCUGACCCAGGGCCUAAUUGAAUGCUGCAAAGUCAGACCUGAUGAUCCAGUGGACUUUCUGGCUGAGUACCUGUUCAAGAACAAUCCACAAGUUGAAUGAAGAAGAAGUACAAGUCUCUACAUCAAAUUAACAUGAAGAUGAUCUCCAGUGGAAGACAACUGAGUAUAACUGACUUAUUAAUUGUGUAUUAGCAAAAAGAAAUGAAUAAAUAUUGCUUGUAUUAAAUCCUAUUAAUACAUUAAUGUAAAGAGAACCCAUUUAUCUGCACCUUUACAGUACAAUGUUUGCAUACGAUUUUUUUUAGAAAUAUAUGACUAAAAAGUCCACCAUUUGUCAUUUAGACUAUGACAUACGAAACUUAGGGCUGAAAAACAGUGAAAUUAAUAGGUGUCUUUUUUUAAAUUAAAAAAUAAAUGCAAUUUCUACAAGAAAACCUCAGGUUGGAGUAAAAACACAUUUCAGAAUAAAAUGUUCAAAUAACUGUUUAAAAAGUAUGUGAGUGUCAUUGGUUGAGAUCACUUCACCAUCUCUUACGUUGAACUUUAUUUUGCUGUAUGACUGAGAUAUCUGAAGGAUUACUGUGUCAGGACUGCGAAGGCCCACACAAGGAAAUUAGAUGGACAUGCCGCAUCAAACCACGAAGCUAAUGAAUUUAAUUUGAGUAAUAUUAAUUUAAGGGUUCGGGUUUUUUUUAGAGGUGAUUAUUGGGGUUAACCCUGAAACUAUUGUUAAUUCUAGUACAAUCGUUACUAACCUACAUAUGGAUUUAUAUAUAACGGCUAUGUAACAAAUAUGGGCACUUUAAAGGUGAUAAUCUUCCAUUUCUUUUUUCAGUUUGAAAUUAAUAAAUUUGCUUUAUUUAUAUCUUCA
This is a messenger RNA of Amblyraja radiata (thorny skate), 3161 nucleotides long. RefSeq names its product adenylate kinase 7b (gene ak7b). Gene Ontology annotation, biological process: nucleobase-containing compound metabolic process. Gene Ontology annotation, molecular function: nucleobase-containing compound kinase activity; ATP binding. The record is from RefSeq and is a predicted model, not a curated record. Lineage: Eukaryota; Metazoa; Chordata; Chondrichthyes; Rajiformes; Rajidae. The coding region runs from base 228 to 2390 and encodes 720 amino acids. The transcript is spliced from 18 exons.